This is a messenger RNA of Punica granatum (pomegranate), 1163 nucleotides long. The record is from RefSeq and is a predicted model, not a curated record. Lineage: Eukaryota; Viridiplantae; Streptophyta; Magnoliopsida; Myrtales; Lythraceae.
AUCUGUCUCUGUAUUCAUCUCCUUGACAGUUUUCUUCCUUUCUGCGUGACUCUUGAGACUCUUCUUGGAUUGAAUCUUGGAUAUGGCAAUGGCCGCCUCCAUGGCUCUGUUGCCUCUGCACACGCAGCUGCCCUCCUCCCCUCCUGUGCUGUACAGCCACAGCAAUGCCAUCAGGAAAGGCGGGACCUUGUCGGACAGAGCUCUCCGAUUGAGGUUGAGGUUAAACCCGAUAACUGGAGGAGAGGGAAGAAUAAGAAGAGGAGGACUGGUAGUUGUGGCUUCGGGCAAUGCCGUUGGCGCUCCUUUCUGGGACAGCUUGAAACCCGAGAAGCCGGCUGCAGCACCGCUUCUUAGUGAUGUUCUCUGGCCUGCUGCAGGGGCGUUUGCUGCAAUGGCCAUGCUCGGGAAGAUUGACCAGAUAUUGGCGCCGAAAGGACUUUCCAUGACGAUUGCCCCCCUCGGAGCUGUCUGCGCUGUCCUCUUCACUGCCCCUUCUUCCCCGGGCGCUCGGAAGUAUAACAUAUUCAUGGCUCAAGUAGGGUGUGCCGCCAUCGGAGUUCUCACUUUUACCAUCUUCGGCUCGGGCUGGCUCGCUAGAGCCACUGCACUUGCUGCAUCAAUAGCUUUCAUGAUCUACACUCGCUCAACUCAUCCACCUGCUGCGAGUUUGCCGAUUCUAUUCAUCGAUGCAGCCAAGUUGCAUCACUUGAAUUACUGGUAUGCUGUGUUCCCCGGCGCCACCAGUUGCAUCCUCCUAUGUUUGAUUCAAGAGAUUGUGUCUUACCUGAAGGAGAACGUCAAAUUUUAACCCCGUCGACUCUUCGCUUGGACCAAUCAUCCCCUCAAGUCUUCAAAUCCAGAGCAAGUCGUUCCCAAGAAACUCCUGCAUUGCUCGAUUCACCAAUCGUGAUCCACAAAUCGUGAUCCGUGUACAUUUGAUGGCAAAUUUACAUUGUACAGGUCACAUAGCAUGUCGAAUGUCUAAACUGAGACCGACAAGAUUAGUCGUUAAUGAAGAAACCAAAUACAAAUCCAUUUCUUGUGCCCUCCGUCAUGUAUCAAUGCUUGUCAGCCAUAAUGAUUCGGAAACGACAGAGAUUCUGUAUGGAUGACAAAACUUGUUUGAAUCCUCUUAGUUGGUCAUCAUUUUCUGUACGAUGGUC